UAGUCUCACUGCAUAACUGAUUGAUCAGGCCCUGCUUUAAGGGGCCUGACCGGUCUAAACCCAAAAAACAAUGUGCUUCGUACCAUAAUUGGGCUUUCAAAAGUAAGUCCCAUCAUUUUUUUUUCUUCGGGACUUCUGAGCCCUACCAGUAUCCGGUUCUACUUGCUCCCUUCUUCUCUCUCUCUUCCUCUUUUCUGCUCUGGAGAUCGCCUUUCACUCCGUUCCGUGGUAGCACUUGAAAUCAGGAAAAAAUGGGGAUUAUUGAGAGGAUUAAAGAAAUUGAAGCCGAGAUGGCUCGAACCCAGAAAAAUAAGGCCACAGAGUACCAUCUUGGUCAGCUGAAGGCAAAGAUUGCAAAGCUGAGGACACAAUUACUAGAGCCACCAAAAGGUUCUAGCGGAGGUGGAGAAGGUUUUGAAGUUACAAAAUUUGGUCAUGGACGCGUUGCACUAAUAGGAUUUCCAAGUGUGGGGAAAUCAACCCUUUUAACAAUGUUAACAGGAACUCAUUCAGAAGCUGCAUCUUAUGAGUUCACAACGCUUACUUGCAUUCCUGGUAUCAUUCAUUACAAUGAUACUAAGAUUCAGCUGCUUGAUCUUCCUGGAAUUAUUGAAGGUGCUUCUGAAGGCAAGGGACGUGGGAGGCAGGUUAUCGCUGUUGCGAAGUCGUCAGAUCUUGUGCUGAUGGUUCUUGAUGCCUCUAAAAGUGAGGGUCAUCGCCAGAUAUUAACCAAGGAACUGGAAGCUGUGGGUUUGCGUUUGAACAAGAGACCACCUCAAAUAUAUUUCAAAAAGAAAAAAACUGGAGGCAUCUCUUUUAACAGCACUUUGCCUUUAACUCAUGUGGAUGAGAAACUUUGUUAUCAGAUUCUACAUGAAUAUAAAAUUCACAAUGCAGAGGUGCUCUUUCGUGAGGAUGCCACAGUGGAUGAUCUUAUAGAUGUCAUUGAAGGAAACCGCAAAUACAUUAAGUGUGUAUAUGUUUACAACAAGAUAGAUGUGAUUGGUAUUGAUGAUGUGGAUAAGUUAGCCCGGCAGCCAAAUUCUGUUGUCAUAACCUGCAACUUGAAGCUGAACUUAGAUAGACUACUUUCAAAGAUGUGGGAAGAGAUGGGACUUGUGAGAGUAUAUACAAAACCACAAGGCCAGCAACCUGAUUUCUCUGAUCCUGUUGUUCUCUCUGCUGAUAGAGGUGGCUGUACAGUUGAAGACUUCUGUAAUCACAUACAUAGGAAUUUGCUAAAGGAUGUCAAAUAUGUUCUAGUCUGGGGCACAAGUGCAAGGCACUACCCUCAACAUUGUGGUCUUUCGCAGUCUCUGCAGGAUGAAGAUGUUGUUCAGAUUGUAAAGAAAAAGGAAAAAGAGGAAGGAGGGAGAGGCCGCUUCAAAUCACAUUCAACUGCUCCAGCUCGAAUAUCUGAUAGAGAGAAAAAGGCUCCCUUGAAGACCUAACCAUGCCCAUAUUCCCUACUCUGGAAAAAAAGUUGUAGGCUGCAAGUACCAGAGUCAUCCUUUUGUUGUAUUAUGAGUAAUUUUGUCAAGCAGUAUUAUCGAGUUGAUUUGUUCUCUAUUCCAUUCCUCCCUCCUCUUUUGUUUUUUUUGUUAAUUCUAUUACCAUUACCAGCUGUAUUUCAAUAUAUAUGUGAUUGCAAAUUUUGAUCGUUGACACUAUGAUCCCCGCACUCUGGAAAUGUCAUUUCCUUGAUGCAUUAUGAUUACCUCUCAACCAAUAUGAAUAUUCCUCUUCCAGUUAUGAUA
Molecule: messenger RNA, 1757 nt
Organism: Theobroma cacao (cacao)
Lineage: Eukaryota; Viridiplantae; Streptophyta; Magnoliopsida; Malvales; Malvaceae
Product: developmentally-regulated G protein 1
Molecular function (GO): GTP binding; GTPase activity
Source: RefSeq, a predicted model, not a curated record